CGGCCAUGCGACGCGGGUCACCGAUGGCAAUCUCGUAAAUAUCUGAUCACUCCCAACUCAAUCUCUUGUAAACGGAUCGGGGUUUGUGCUUCUUCUAACCUCAGAAGCUCCAAUGGCGGUCGCUCAUCGUCUCUGCUCGACGUCGCCCGCACCUCGUCUCCUCCUUUAUCUCUCAUCAUCUCAAUCGUUUUAUUCCCGUACGCCCUCCUUCCAGAGGAAAACGCCUCGACCGGCACCGCUGGCGUGCCGCUGCUCCAAGAAGAAAGAAGCCAACUUCGCCGAUCAGCUCCUCGACUACAUAGAAGGCGGGCCUAAGUUGAGGAAGUGGUAUGGAGCGCCUGAUUUGCUUCCUAAGGAUGGUGAUCUGGAGGAUGAUGAUGAAUCUUCAGAAAUCGAAGAAACACGCGAUGCUGUGCUGGUCACUGAUGGUGAAAGCGAAAUUGGUCAGAUGGUAAUCCUUUCAUUGAUUCUUAAGCGCCUCCGGAUAAAAGCAAUAGUUAAGGAUAAACGAGCUGCUGCUGAUGCCUUUGGAACUUAUGUUGAGUCAUUGGUUGGAGAUCUGAAUGACAAGACCUUUCUCACAAAGACUCUCAGAGGUGUUCGUUCGAUCAUUUGUGCAUCAGAUGAUGGCUUUUUCUCGGACAUAGCUCGAACAAAAGGUGUAAACCACAUUGUUCUUCUAUCUCAGUUGGCGUAUUAUAAAGGAAGUGGCGGAUUUCAAGCGAUUAUAAAUAGCAAAGCCAGAGAGCUGGCGGAUAGAGAUGAAAAGGCUGUGAUAACGGCUGGUGUUCCAUACACAAUAAUAAGAACUGGCUUGCUGCAGAGCGUUCCUAGUGGCAAUCAAAGUUUCAGCUUCAGCAAGGGUGAUGCAGCAAAGGGAAGUCUGAGUAAAGAGGAUGCAGCAGUUAUUUGUGUGGAGGCACUUGAGUCACCCCCAGAGGAAGGCCUAAUAUUUGAAGUGGUAAAUGGGCCAGAAAGGGUUACAGACUGGAAGGUGAAAUUUGCUGCCCUUAUUGAAGGCACUGUAGUAUCACAAUGACGCCCACUUCUUAUUGAUGGUUUGGUUAGAAUGAAAUUUGAGAUUUAGAUCGCAUUUAGAAGACGAACAACGUGAUGAUCACAACAAUGUAAAUUGAAUGAUUCUUUACGACGGUCUGUUCCUCUUGUGGCCGCGCUUUCCAUCAGAGUCUGCGUCCUUGGAGUCGGCGAAUGAGACGGAGAGAUUGCCGUAGAGAUCGACGAUGCGGCGGAUGUUGUCGUUGAGCUCUCGGAUGAGGCCGACGUUGCGGCUGAGGUUGUCGGGGAUUCUGGACUCGUGGUUCUGGUUGAUCUCGUUGAUCAGGAGCCUGUUCUGGUCCAGAAUGCUCUGCACCUGGAGGAAGUUCCUUUGCAAGGGAUCCAAGAGUUUGCCCUCGAUUUGACUUCCAUUGCCGAUGACCAAGGUAUCCAUCUCCAACAUCCCCUCCUCCUCUUUGUCGCCAGAAGCCCUUCAAAGUGAGACUUUAAAUCAAAUUCAAAAGGCAUAUCGGAAACUUCUUAGGGUUCACUAGGGGAGGAGAAAUAGUUGCCAAUGGCAGCUUCAUUUCAGAAAGGCAACAAAGGCAACGCAAGCGAGAUCAUAUGACACACAUGAUGCUCGCCGCGGCGUUCUCGAAGUCUCAUUUAACAAAUUCUUCUUUCGAACAAUCAAGACGAUAAUCGAAGAAGGAAAACGGAAAGAAAGGGAAAAAAAAUAGCCAUCAGAGCGCACGAACAGAGGAGAAAAUAAAACCAGGGAACCAAAUCGUACCGAAUUCACCAUGGCUCAAAAGAAAGCUCGAUUAGUGUCAUGAUACAUACCUCAGAGAGGCGAAGGGGAGCGGCGAGAGGAAGGAGAAGAUGAAGGAGCGAAAACCUCGAUGAUAUCGGCGAUUUAGUCGAAUCUGGAAAGGAAUGCAAAUGAGAGAGAGAGGUGCAGAAAAUCACGAAAAGAUUUGCUGUGGAGGAAAGCAGUGGCGUGGCCCUGUCCCCUCGUGUUUGGCGUAUGUGACUCCUCUCCUGAAGUGAUCAGAUUUGUCCAUUUAAAUCUUAAAAACUCAUGAUAAAUAUAGGGUUAUUUAUUUUA
Zingiber officinale is the source of this 2104-nucleotide messenger RNA. RefSeq lists its product as uncharacterized. Gene Ontology annotation, cellular component: chloroplast. The record is from RefSeq and is a predicted model, not a curated record. Bases 113 to 1039 code for a protein of 308 amino acids. The transcript has 11 exons. Lineage: Eukaryota; Viridiplantae; Streptophyta; Magnoliopsida; Zingiberales; Zingiberaceae.